This is a messenger RNA of Notechis scutatus (mainland tiger snake), 1791 nucleotides long. NCBI's taxonomy places the organism in Eukaryota, Metazoa, Chordata, Lepidosauria, Squamata, Elapidae. The record is from RefSeq and is a predicted model, not a curated record.
GCAGCGGUUCCGGUUAAUUGGCUUUGCGGUCCUCUCCGUGGAAAGGAGGAAGCGGGGGGGACAGGGGGGGAACCCCCCCCCAAAAAAACCCAAACUCCGGCCAGAUUCUGCUGGGCUCAACAUGCCUCCGGCGGUCCUGCGAGGAAAGCCGUCUCGCCGCCCCAGAGGAAGUCCGCAGCAGGGAGAGAAACUUCGGGAUCGUGGAGAGCCCGUCGCACAUGAAAAGAAUUUCCUGCCUUGCAGAAAAUAAAAACUCCAGUGUGGAGAUAGCUUCUGCUUGAUGAAUUGGCCUUCUUUGCUACUAUAAGAAGGACUGUGGCGAAGAAUGCGACUCCAUCCCAGUGACAUGUUCAGAGAUCCAACUGAACCGUAGCAGCUUCCUCAGCGAGAUUACUCACUACGCAGAAACCAGCCGAGACAUUAUUAUGCUGGAUUCGUCCGUGCUUGUGGCUGGGGUAGUCAUUGGCGUAGUCCUCUUUCUAUCCUGUGUGGCCAUCCUGAUUGGCAGCCUGCGAAAGAAUCAUUGCUUUCGACAUCUGCAGCUGUGGAGCGAUGCCAGCUACACUCCAGACUGUUUUUCCUAUGGUGGCUCCGUCGGAGAGCUAAGAUCCAGCUGCGCUGAAGAAUUCCCACCAACAUUUUACUUUAGCUCUUACAUGGAGGCACUUUCCCAGGCCAACAUCAUACAUCCAGACUCGCCACCACGGUAUGAGGAGUGUGUUGGGCCUGGAGCAGCCCAAAUCUACCUUCCAACAGAAGAUCCUCCACCUUAUUCCCUGAUAGACCCUUGUCGGCAGAAUGAUGUGUCUAUAAACAACCCCUUGGAAGAAAGGGGAUCUACCAGUACAACAAUGGGACAGGAUUCAGAGGGUUUGGUUAGGAUACAGGACCUGCAUCAACCUUCCACGGCCUCGUCAUCGCCCUUCCCGACCGAAACCGCUCCUCCGUACGAGGCUGUUGUGGGUGAACAGAACGUUCCUCUCCCACAAGCCUCACGGGCUCUGCUGAAAAGUUCAGCAGAUUAUCAUCGGACACUUUUCGACAGAAUAGCAUAAACGAAUUACACCCUGGGGGACAUCGGAAGGAAAUCUUCAAAGCGAAGACACAUAGCAAAAUGAAGUGGUCACUCACCCGCCGGUGGACUUGCAACAACAUUUAUCUCUUUUUUUCUACUUCGAACAGGGCUAGGCUGGGCUGCUUUUGGAGACACGGGUUUCGUUUUCUUUCUUUAGUAGAACAUCUUUGGAAAGCUGGCCUGUCUAAUGUCUUUUGCACUGUUUUCUCUCCCACUUUGAAAAUGUAAAAACACCAAAAUCGAUGCUAAGGAAGGCGGACAACUCCGAAGCAUUUUUAAAAUGUCUCCUGCUCACCCAGAGGCAUGGAACUGUCAAUUCUUGUUGGAUCUUCCCUGGCUUGGGAGGAAAAGUUGCCCAGAGUCAACUUCGGUGAGAUGGGGCAACUCUAUAAAUUUGAUUAAUAAAUAAAAUGCAUUUAAAAAAAAAAGUACAACCAAUAUUUAAAGCACUGCUUGUAAGUGGUAGAGAUAAAUAACAGAGGAAGGGAUUCUUUGUAAGGAAAAUGUGGGUUGGGUUUUACAAAAUGCACUAGGCUAAAAUGUGGGCUGGCUAGUUUGUACCUCAGUGUGGUCUGGGAAAAUAGCCAUCCUGAAGCCAACCGGUCUGCCUAUCAACACGACCUACCUCGCAGGAGAGUUGGGAAGCUAAUAAAAUAGGGAGGACACCAUCCAUGUUGCCCUUGAGGUCUACGGAGUAAGUUCAUAAUGACGAUGAC